Messenger RNA from Echinops telfairi (small Madagascar hedgehog), 1865 nucleotides. It is a transcript of the gene ADTRP, whose product is annotated as androgen dependent TFPI regulating protein. The transcript has 6 exons. Gene Ontology annotation, cellular component: membrane; endomembrane system. The coding region runs from base 146 to 841 and encodes 231 amino acids. The record is from RefSeq and is a predicted model, not a curated record. Lineage: Eukaryota; Metazoa; Chordata; Mammalia; Afrosoricida; Tenrecidae.
UUCAGCUUGUGUUAUAAUUCCCAGGCCUGGCAGUAUGACCCCGAGGAGUUGGUUUAACAACUACCUGGCUUGGAGAACUUCAGCUGAGACCUUUGAGCGUGAGCAGUAACCAGGAACUUUUACAGCUCCCUGCUCAGAGCUAGCCAUGGCAAGGGCUCCUGUCUGCAUAUACCACUUCCUUGUUCUGAACUGGUAUAUAUUCCUCAAUUAUUGCAUUUCCCAAUUAAAAAUGAAUCCACGGGCUGCCCAAAUCUUCCAACAUGGUGGACAGUGGAAGUACCUGACAUUAAUUAACCUGGUCUUACAGGCCAUUUUCCAUGGGGCCGCCUGCCUGGACGACGUGCUGAAAGGAAUAACAAGGAAAAAGGACAUCAAGUUCAUAACUGCUUUCAGAAACCUGCUUUUCACCUGCAUCGCUUUUCCUAUAUCCACAUAUGUCUGUGUGGCGUUCUGGGCACUCUUUCUGUACGACCGAGAGCUUAUUUACCCCAAGGGCCUAGAGGAGAUCAUUUCAGAGUGGUUGAAUCAUGCAAUGCACACGUUGAUUUUGCCCCUGUCAGUGGCUGAGUUCUUCCUCCAACCAUAUCACUAUCCAUCAAUGAAGAAAGCCUUCACCCUGAUAGCUGCCUUUGACCUUGCUUAUAUGUUCAGGAUCCUUUGGGUCUACCACAAGACUGGAACGUGGGUGUAUCCUGUGCUUGCCAAAUUAAGCCCAGCAGGUAUACUAGCUCUCUUCUUUCUCAGCACCAUCGUUACCAUCACUAUUUACCAACUUGGAAAGAAGCUCAACCACAGGACAUGGGGUGUCAUGGCACAGCCAGGGAAGCAGAAGCAGAAGUGAUUGCAUGUUGUUUUCCAAGACCAAAGAAGAAGAAAUCAGCAGAGUUCACCUUCAUAGUUGUGUUUUGUUUUUACUAGUAAGGGGAGGUGGUGGCAAGGCAUAGAAAAGUAAAAGGGAUAGGAAGUUAUAUAAAAGUUUAAUAAGUGGGUUAUGAAGGUAGAUGGAUUUGAGGGUUCUUGUGUUUUUACAUGCUCCCAGGACACUCUGAAAACAUCUCCCGACAACCCAGAAUAUAUUACCAAUCCUCAGAAUGUACUGGAGAUUGUCUGUGGCCAAAAUCUGGUCAAAGGCCAAAGAGCUCACAUAAAGUCAGGGUUAGAGACAUUUCCAGGAAAAGGGAACUUGGAAUCAUCCACAUUGUUCACCUAACAGAGGUAGAGACCAAGGCUCCCUUCUAGAUAAGAUGCUAUUUGCAUGAGAACAAAGCACUAACCCCCACCCAGUGCCGUAAUCUCCUCCCUGGGGGAGGGAAAGCCAGUAUGUUGGUAAAUUAGCUGGAAUCCCCGCCCCCCCAAUGGAUUGAUCAUUCUAUUUUUCUGCUAGAUCUAGGUAGAAAUAUAGGGAGGAAUGUGCCCCUUACUGGUGUUGCCAAUCUUACUGGGAAGAUUGCAACUUGACUGGGGCAUGUGAAAAUAGUUGCCAACCACAUUGAGAAUGACGUCCCCCUUAUGAGCCUUAUUAGCCCCUUUUGGGCUAAGUGUACACACGGCAUUAUCCAAAUUUUCUCCAUAUGAACCAAGAUUCUUCACCAAAUGAGUGCUAUGCUUUAUGCUCAGGAUGCCUCGGGGUCGGAGGUGCUAUAAUAUAUGAUUAUAGCAUAGGAUUCUAGCUACAAGAUUAGACAACUGAACGACACAGAACUGGGUUGAGCUAGCUGUGGGCUUACAAAGCUGAUUGUCGUAUUUGAUUACCAAGCACAUUCAGGAGCUCUCCUUUCCAUGUUCCUGGGCCCUGGUUUAUAAGCUCAGCUUUUGAAGAACACAAAUGUCAAACAUUUAAUGGGAAAUAAACAUGCUCUACUCUA